Molecule: messenger RNA, 538 nt
Organism: Coregonus clupeaformis (lake whitefish)
Lineage: Eukaryota; Metazoa; Chordata; Actinopteri; Salmoniformes; Salmonidae
Product: putative nuclease HARBI1
Exons: 3
Coding region: 109-492 (127 amino acids)
Source: RefSeq, a predicted model, not a curated record
CUCAAUGUACAAGUCAUCUGCGACUCUGACAACCAUCUCUUGAACGUGGUCUCCCGCUUCCCAGGAGGUGCACAUGACCCUUAUAUUUUGCAGAACAGUUCUGUGGGAAUGCGCCUGGAACAAGGAGCUGCUGGAGCCGCAUGGCUCAUUGGAGAUCGGGGGUAUGCCCUUGCGCCCUGCCUAAUGACGCCACUAACAAACCCUCAGACGCACCAAGAGGCCUCUAAUAACCAGAGGCACGCACGCACCCGCUCCACCAUUGGUAUUCUGAAGGGACGCUGGAUGUGUUUGGACACAGCAGGUGGUAAGCUGCUUUACGAGCCAGAGAAGGUUUGCAGAAUAAUCAUGGCCUGUUGUGUGUUACACAACAUCGCUAUGAAGCGAGGUGUUCCACUGCCGCCACCACACCAGGAUGUGCGUCCUGACGCAUUGCUGGGACCAGACAACCGACUUUGCGUGGAAGUCAGACAACAAAUAAUUUCUCGUUUUUGAUUUGUUUUGUCCUUUAAAUACCACGAAUUAAACACAUGAAAUGACA